Molecule: messenger RNA, 333 nt
Organism: Thamnophis sirtalis
Lineage: Eukaryota; Metazoa; Chordata; Lepidosauria; Squamata; Natricidae
Source: RefSeq, a predicted model, not a curated record
AUGUUGAUGGAGAGAGAUGGAGUCUAUUUUGUUUUACCUCGCCUAGAUCACGCGGUCACAGUGGAUAUGCGAACGAUAUCGUUUGAUAUAGCGCCGCAAGAGAUUCUUACCAAAGAUUCAGUGACGAUCAUGGUGGAUGGCGUCGUUUAUUACCGGGGCGAAGUGAACGCCUCACGGGCUCUGCAAAAGGCCGCCGCGAUCAUCUGCGAGAACCCCGCCGCCCUCCAGCUCCGCUACCUGCAAACGCUGACCACCAUCGCCGCCGAGAAGAAUUCCACCAUCAUCUUCCCUCUCCCUCUGGAGAUCUUGCAUGGUUUUGCCUCCCCCAAGUAG